AACCACCACUUCGAUACCCGUGUCACAUAACCGUAUCUUGGUUAGCUUCGAUCUAGAUUCACCUUAAACACAUAUUCAACAUGGCCCCCCUCAAAGGACCAGGCGCCCCCAAGACGUACGACGGCUCUGGCCUGCGCAUCGGCAUCAUCCACGCACGAUGGAACACGAAGCUCAUCGACGCGCUGCUCGACGGCACGAAGAAGGCGCUUGCUGACGCCGGCGUCAAGGAAGACAACAUUGUCAUUCAGAGCGUGCCAGGAAGCUACGAGCUGCCCUAUGCCGUGAAGCAACUCUACUCCGCCUCCCAAGUCCAGUCGUCGUCCACAGGCAUCGUAGGCGCCGCCGCCGACCUCCUGGGCUCCACCUCGGACCUCUCCUCGCUGUCCCUCGCGCCCAAGCCCGCGACCGCCACGUCGCCCUUUGACGCUAUCAUCGCUAUCGGUGUUCUUAUCAAGGGCGAGACAAUGCAUUUCGAGUACAUUGCUGAUGCGGUCAGUCACGGACUGAUGCGGUUGCAGCUCGAGGGGAAUGUGCCGGUCAUUUUUGGCCUGUUGACGCUGUUGAGUGAGGAGCAGGGGCUGAAUCGCGCGGGGAUUGCGGGCAAGGGCGGGGAUGAGGGGCAUAAUCAUGGGUUGGAUUGGGGGAGUGCGGCGGUGGAGUUGGGGGUUAAGAGGAAGGGGUGGGUUGAGGGAAAGUAUGUGGAUUGAAGGGAUGUCAAGGUGGACUGGUUGUACGGACACAAGCAAAUGAUUGCUAGAUGACCGUUCUGUUGCUCUCUUUUCGUCGUGCACGAAACAGGCUCUUCAUGACAGCCCAAUUGUGUCACACAUUCUGUCAGAUUUCCCUGUACUACGAUAGUUGCGUGUUCUAUCGGGGACCGGAUAUUUAACCCUCAAAUAUUCCCAAAACUUUAAUUCAGCAUGCGCUGCUGCUCAGAACUACCG
Molecule: messenger RNA, 944 nt
Organism: Dothidotthia symphoricarpi CBS 119687
Lineage: Eukaryota; Fungi; Ascomycota; Dothideomycetes; Pleosporales; Dothidotthiaceae
Product: 6,7-dimethyl-8-ribityllumazine synthase-like protein
Exons: 3
Coding region: 81-707 (208 amino acids)
Biological process (GO): riboflavin biosynthetic process
Cellular component (GO): mitochondrial intermembrane space; riboflavin synthase complex; intracellular anatomical structure
Molecular function (GO): 6,7-dimethyl-8-ribityllumazine synthase activity
Source: RefSeq, a predicted model, not a curated record